Molecule: messenger RNA, 848 nt
Organism: Schizosaccharomyces japonicus yFS275
Lineage: Eukaryota; Fungi; Ascomycota; Schizosaccharomycetes; Schizosaccharomycetales; Schizosaccharomycetaceae
Product: 60S ribosomal protein L7
Exons: 2
Coding region: 47-799 (250 amino acids)
Cellular component (GO): preribosome
Molecular function (GO): RNA binding
Source: RefSeq, a predicted model, not a curated record
UGGAACACUUGCGUGUGUGUUUCCCUCUACGAUACCAUACGCCAAAAUGGUUGCCUCUUCGACUGUCCCCAGCGUGGCCGAUAUUUUCGCUCCCGAGUCUCUUUUGAAGAAGACUAAGGCUCAGGCUCAAACGCGCGAGCAACAAGUUGCUGCCGCUGCCGAGAAGAAGGCUGCUACUCAAAAGAAGCGCGAAUUGAUCGCCAAGCGUACCGAGGCUUACGACGCUGAGUACCGCAAGGCUGAGCGUGAGCAAAUUGACCUUGCUCGCAAGGCUCGUGCUGAGGGCAACUACUACGUUCCCGAUGAGCCCAAGUUGGCCUUCGUUAUCCGUAUCCGUGGUAUCAACAACAUUGCCCCCAAGCCCCGUAAGGUUUUGCAAUUGCUCCGUCUUUUGCAAAUCAACAACGGUGUCUUCGUCAGAUUGACCAAGGCCACCCAGGAGAUGCUUCAAAUUGUUGAGCCCUACGUUACCUACGGUGUCCCCAACUUGAAGGCUGUCCGUGACCUCAUCUACAAGCGUGGUUACGGUAAGGUCAACAAGCAACGCACUGCUCUCUCUGACAACGCCAUCAUUGAGAACGCUUUGGGCAAGUACUCCAUCAUCUCCAUCGAGGACUUGAUCCACGAGAUUGCCACCGUUGGUCCCAACUUCAAGCAAGCCAACAACUUCCUCUGGCCCUUCAAGCUCUCCUCCCCCCGUGGCGGCUGGAGAGAGCGCAAGUUCAAGCACUUCAUCGAGGGUGGUGACGCCGGCAAGCGUGACGAGCACAUUAACAGCUUGAUCAAGCAAAUGCUUUAAAUGAAUGAGCAACUACGUGGGCAACCGCGUGCGCGUGUGCAGUGAAGAA